Molecule: messenger RNA, 2431 nt
Organism: Vigna umbellata (rice bean)
Lineage: Eukaryota; Viridiplantae; Streptophyta; Magnoliopsida; Fabales; Fabaceae
Source: RefSeq, a predicted model, not a curated record
UCAGUUAUACACCUCUCUCUCAGUUUUAACCCUCUAUUUUUCCUUAGUAUUAUUGAUUUCAUUUUACUUUAUGCUUGGUUGGUCUCUAAAUUUAUAAUUGUGUUCUGCUUUGCGAUUUUAUGGUUUGAAUGGAAAAAGGGUUCUUGAAUUUGUGAUCUGUACCCUUUCAAGCUUGUGUUUUUUCCUUCGAUGGAUUGGAAUUUUUCUUCAAGCAUGUUCCUUCAUUGUUUUGGUUGGUUUUAUUUUUGUCAUUUUCUUAAGUUAAUUCUCCAAAUAGAUGAGAAAGAAAAGGGUGAAUUGUGGGGAUGGGGAAAAAAAAUAUAGUGUAGUGUUUUGUGUAACUAAUUUCAAAAUUUGUGAAUUUUGGUUAUUUGUUCAUUACAAUUCACAACUGGGUUCUCUGCGAUCUGAACAGCUUUUGUUUUGCGAAUGGUGUAGCACGUUUUUUGUAUUGUUAAUUUGGUGGGUGAAACUUCCUGGAAACUGCUUUAAUACAUACCUAAUACUGGGUUCACGGAUGAGGAGUGCGUGGAUAAACCAUUACCCAACUCAAUAUUCUUUUUAGAAGAAAAAUAUUAUAUUAUUAACAUUUAAAAAUGAAAUAAUUUAGUAUUUUAAAUAUACAAAAGAUUAAAUUGAAUAAUAAUUAUAUUCGGUUUUAAUUGAAUCUUCGGUUCAACUAACAAAAUCUGUAAGAGAUUUUAAGUUAAGUUGGGUGGAGUUUGAGUCAAUUGAAAAAAAAAAAAAAAAGAACUUAACCCAAUAUUUAUCCAACGAACACCCUUACCUACACUCCUGUAGUUUGGUUAUUUAUAUCUGUCAUUUUGAGAUAUUGUGCUUAUGGGUUCUUUGUUUAGCAUGACCAAUACCAAGACCAAUCAAAAUGAACCUAAGGAAAUCUCUCAUAAUGAGACCUGUAAGAGGCAAAGAAUGUCACCUGCCACAGUCGAAGAAUCUCCAAGCCUUAUUCCUAAUCUCCCUGAUGAGUUAUCCAUUCAGAUUAUCGCCAGACUUCCUAGAGUUUGUUACUACAAUAUGAGGCUGGUGUCUAGGAAGUGGAAAACAACUAUCAUGAGUUCUGAGUUGUAUAAAGUAAGGAAAGAGAUUGGAACAACUGAAGAGUGGCUAUAUCUGUUGGUUAGGGAUAUGGAAAACAAACUCCUAUGGCAUGCUCUAGACCCCCGUUCUGGAAUAUGGCAGAGACUUCCGGUGAUGCCCAGUGUCAUCGAUGGAGAAAAUUCCCGGAAGGGUUCUUCUAGGUUUUGGAUGUGGAACAUGGUUGAAGGUAUCAGAAUUGCUGAAAUUAUUAGAGGUCUUCUUGGACAGAAGGAUGCACUGGAUGACAUGCCAUUUUGUGGUUGUUCCUUUGGAGCUGUUGAUGGAUGUCUCUAUGUUCUAGGUGGAUUCUCUAAAGCUUCAACUAUGAAAUGUGUUUGGCGAUUUGAUCCAAUACAAAAUGUAUGGAAGAAGGUUGAUUCUAUGUCUACAGGUAGAGCAUAUUGCAAGACAGGAAUCUUAAAUAACAAGCUUUAUGUUGUUGGAGGGGUUAGUCAAGGUCAAGCAGGGUUGAUUCCUCUUCGGUCUGCUGAAGUUUUUGACCCUUUCACGGAUACAUGGUCUGAUGUACCUAGUAUGCCAUUCUCCAGAGCUGGAGUCCUGCCCACAGUUUUUCUAGCUGACAUGUUAAGGCCUAUUGCCACCGGGCUAACCUCGUACAAAGGAAGGUUAUAUGUUCCUCAAAGUUUGUAUUCAUGGCCCUUUUUUGUUGAUGUUGGGGGAGAAAUAUAUGAUCCACAAACAAAUUCAUGGAUAGAAAUGCCAAAUGGAAUGGGUGAAGGAUGGCCUAUUAAGCAGGCAGGAACAAAACUGAGCGUUGUGGUGAAUGAUGAAUUAUAUGCUUUUGAUCCUUCAAAUUCUGUGGAUAAUGGAAGGAUCAAGGUGUAUGAUCAAGGAGAGGAUGCAUGGAAGGUUGUUAUUGGGAAAGUCCCUGUAUAUGACUUUUCCAAUUCAGAGUCUCCGUAUCUGUUAGCAGGUUUCCAUGGAAAGCUUCAUUUCAUUGCAAAAGAUUCCAAGCAUGAUAUUGCUGUUCUGCAGGCUGUUCCAUGCAGUAAUUUGGAUUCUUCAGCAUCAGCCUCAACACCUCCAUCUCCCACAUUCAUGCAGGAUGAAUUGUUGAUAGAUUCGGCUGCAGAAACAGAUGCAGUUGUUUGGAUAGAAGUUGCCGCUAAGAGUUUUGGACAGGCUGAACUCAUCAAUUGCCAAGUUAUUGAUAUUUAAACUCAUACCAAGCAACAAAUGUCACAGUCAAUAUCUCAGUUUACUGUAAGUUAUGCAUCAUAACAAUGAGUUAUGUAAUAGUUAGUAUUAUUAUGUGACAUACUUUUGCUUGUUGCUAGGGACUCAAAUAUAAUAAAAGCAUAUUAGUAUUCAA